AUGACAAGGGUACUACCUAGAUUAUCAAGAAGUUUAUCAAACUCAACUAAAACUAUAGUGAAUAAAAAACUAUUUGAAAAUGCGAAAUUAAAAUCAAAAGAUAAUCGAAAGAUCUUUGGAAGAAAGAAAACAAAUGAAUCAACAACCAAUCUGACUCAAAUGACAAGUUCAUCAAAUUCAUCUUCAAACCCAUAUAUUACAGACCUUCCUAAAAUACCCACACAUCAACAAUCAAAAUCAUUUGAAGAGAUUUUCAAAGAAUUAGGACAAUAUAAUAUAUUUUUAAAUCAAUUAAAACCAGUAAAUAAAGGUAUAAAUUUAAUAAUACCUCGAGAAUUUAUAAAACCUGAUUUAAAUCAACAAUUAAAAAAACAACUUAAAGCUGAAAAAUCAAAAGAUUUAGAUAAAAAAAUUAAAUCAUUUAUAAUUAAUAGUCAAACAACUACUGAACAAUCUGAAAAAGAUAAACAUUUAAUAAUGUUAGGUAAAGAAAUAAGUUCACAAAUGGAACCAGAUCAAAAUGAAAUUUAUCAUACUUUACAACAUCCUUUAAAAAAAUCAUUAUCAGGAUUAAAAAAUUUAAAUCCUGCAUUAAAUAAUAUAAAUGAUAAUUAUUUAUGGGAUUUUAUACCUGAAGAUAAAUUAGUUUGUAGUCCACCAUAUCAAUUAGAUGAUCCAUUAGGUUUUAAAAAAUUUAAUGAAAAUUUUAUAAUUCAACAAAAUAAAGAAAAAUUUGAAAAAUUAGAAAUUUUAAAAGAAAUUAAAGAAUUUGAAAAAUUAAUGGGAAAUUCAAAAUCAUUUUUUAAUAAUAAUAAUAAUAAUAAUUAUAAUAAUAAUCAAUAUCAAUAUCAAAAUCAAAAUCAAAAUGAUCAAAAAUCAAAUGAAUUUAUUGAAAAUCAUCAUGGAUCAAGAAAAAAAUUGAAUAGAAAAUUAUUAAAAAAGUAUAAACAAUUAAAAGAUGAAGGUAAGAUUGAUGUUGAAUAA
Molecule: messenger RNA, 984 nt
Organism: Lodderomyces pseudojiufengensis
Lineage: Eukaryota; Fungi; Ascomycota; Pichiomycetes; Serinales; Debaryomycetaceae
Exons: 1
Coding region: 1-984 (327 amino acids)
Source: RefSeq, a predicted model, not a curated record